Molecule: messenger RNA, 327 nt
Organism: Mesorhabditis belari
Lineage: Eukaryota; Metazoa; Nematoda; Chromadorea; Rhabditida; Rhabditidae
Source: the annotation of a GenBank genome assembly
AUGUUCAAAUUGGUGGCUCUUCUCGUCUUGUCGGCUGUGGUUAUGGGAAUGCCGGGAAUGGGUCGGUGGGAUGAUUCGGAUGGAAUGGAUGGAAUGAAUGGACAAAUGAACUCGAUGAAUGAACAACAGAAUGGAGUCUUCAGAGAUCAACGACGAAUCUUUCGAAAUGGAGAUUGCAGAGUACACGACUACACUAUCUACGACGGAUCAAACGUUCGCUCGGCAACUCAAAAUGAGCAAACGAUGAUUGAUAUGUACUACAGAAAUCGUAUGAACGGAGUCAAUCAAUCUCCACCCUGCAUGUGCACGAUGGCUCGAUGCUCGAUG